This is a messenger RNA of Rubroshorea leprosula, 2060 nucleotides long. Lineage: Eukaryota; Viridiplantae; Streptophyta; Magnoliopsida; Malvales; Dipterocarpaceae. The record is from the annotation of a GenBank genome assembly.
UACUCUCGUUAUUUUGCUAGUACAUCCUUGUUAAAUUUCUGCGGUUUCGUGCGGUCUGCGCUUCGAUUAAAGCUUCAUCAACAGUUUCCCAAGAUCACAAUCAGAAAUUUGAGGAGAUGUCUUCAGAAGGGACCAUGAGUGUAGUGGGGAGCGAAGUGAUGCCCCUGGAUUAUGGGAGCAUGGAUGAAGAGAGUAGUCCAACUUCUUCUGGUUCGGAGAGGACGGUGGAGGAGAGAAGGGAUCAAAGGGGGUGGUACUACUUCGGCCCUCGGUCGUCCAGUAAAGGGAAUAGGAGUUUAUUCUCUGCUGGACCAUCAUCCAUCAAAGGAUGGAAAGAAAAAUUCUUCUUUGUGGAUGACACCGAGUGGAGUAGGAGGGAUACCGAAGUAGAACAGUUGUCUGCUUGGAAGGCUAAGAAAACCAAGCAGAACAACUAUAAGUUAAAUGAGGAUGAGGUGGAGGAGGUAGAAAAGCUGGUGAGGGAAAAAGGAGAUGUAGUGGAUAUCUUGUACCUCACCAGUGCUAAGGCGAUAGAGGUUGCUGAGCUCUAUGGGCCAAGCUCAUUGAGCAAAGCUGAGAUGGACGAAUUUGUCAAUGCUGCUGGAGGGCUGGUUAUCCCCAAGAGGCCGAGGAAGAAGUCAAAGACUUCAGCUGCGGCAUACAGAGGGGUGCCAGAGAAAGAGCGCCUGCCCAGCACUUCUGCUCGAGUGCUAGAGAUACAGCAGAGGCUAGAGCCUGCAGGGGAGAAUAGUGAGGAGGUGAGUGAGGAGGUGGCACCACUUCAGAGAAAGAAGAGGAAGGUAGCUGAACCAGAGGUGAGGGGGGAUGAGGUGGCUGAGUUUGUGCCUUGCCUUUUUGCUCCUGAAAUGGAUCCUGAAGUCAGGGAGAGGGAAGAGGCCGAGGUGCGAGGCCCUGGCAGGAGCGAGGAGCUCAUCCCUCCUCACUUGUACCAGAAGAGUUUGUUUGAGGCGGCAAACACGACUGGGGCGAAGCACUUCCUUAACGCUACUCUUCCUAAGGUGGAUAGGAUGUGGGCGAGGGAUGAGGCGGUGGGCCGGCUAGGAGCUACUGUUGUGAGACACGCCUUGGAGGAGUACGUAGAGAGCGUGAGAGAUCACGCCAGCUUGCAGAGGCAAUGUGAGGCCUUGCAAAAAGAGAAGGAGGAGCUGCAGAAGGAAAAAGGGGAGCUGCAGAAGAAAAACCAGCAGAUUCAGAGGAGGCUGGAUGAGGUGACACCAACAGUGACCGAGCUCCAGAGCGACAACAGUGUCUUGAGCACGAAACUCUCUCUUGAGGAGCAAAGGGGCGAUGGAGCUGAGAAGAACGUGGAGCUGUUGGUGCAUAACGGGAUGGAGGGGCACAUCGGUAACUUCCUCAACUCCAGUACCUUCGAGGGCAUCCUCAAACUGUACCGGCUUCCAACCGCCAUCCUGGCCUUCACCGACUGUAGAAAGAAGGUGAAGGCCCAGUACCCAGAGGUGGACGUGACAACGGUCACCUUUGGGGAACAAGAAGAUGGAGUGGAGGAGGAUGGUGAGAGUCUCUGCGCUGACUUCCGACCUCUGAUCAAGUUGAGGUGGGAGCAUGACGCAAAGCGACGCACUAUCUUUCCUCCAGACUUUGAUGCUGAGCUGGUGGCAGUGGAGGAAGAAGGAGAAGGAGAAGAAGAAGAAGAGCAAGGUGCUGGAGUUAAGGAUCAGGCAGCCUUGGCCGGAGUGCAGCCUCCUGAGGUACAUCCAGUCUCAUCUGACGAAGUGCAGACGUUGGCCCCUCUUGAAGCAGAAGUGCCACCCCUGCCUGCUGAAGACGAGCCACCUCCACCACCUCCUCCUGCUGAGGAGCAGCCUCCUCCCUCAGCAGAUUAGCCUAGGAUUUUUUGUUUUGUUUUUGUGUUUGUAAGUGAUGACAAUUUUGUAAUUGACUUGUACAAAUUUAUGAAAUUUUUGAAGUUAUUUGUGACUUGCACAUUUUAAUAUUUGUUUGCUAUUUUCUGUUCCGAGCAAAUCACUUUGGGUAAGGAUUUGACUUCGGACAGCAUAAAAUGAACAGUCAAGGGAAUU